Molecule: messenger RNA, 1842 nt
Organism: Vespa mandarinia (Asian giant hornet)
Lineage: Eukaryota; Metazoa; Arthropoda; Insecta; Hymenoptera; Vespidae
Gene: Nrk1
Product: nicotinamide riboside kinase
Source: RefSeq, a predicted model, not a curated record
UUUGUAUUUUUUGAUCAAGGUCAUACGUAUGUACAAGAAAAAUAUACGUAUAUCGAAUGACAUAUGAAAUAUCAAUUAUUAUGUCAUGAUAUGUAUACACGAAGGUUAAAAUUUAAGUUGAUGUCAAUCGAUAACGCAUUCAAAAAUACAUAGAUAUAAUUUUACAAAAGAAGAAUAAUAAGAAAGAUAAAAAGAUCUCAGAAUUAUAAUUAUGCUUAUAUCUCUAUAGUUUCUAGUAAACUAUAUUGCAAUUGUGUUAUAUCGUAAAGUUGAUAUUUUAAAAAUCAGCGAUGAACAGAAAAAACUGGUUAAUAGUUGGCAUCUCAGGAGUAACAUGCAGCGGAAAAAGUACCUUAGCUAAAGAAUUACAUAAAAAGUUAGAUGAUUCUAUUGUAAUACAUCAAGAUAGUUAUUUUUUAUCUCCAGAUGAUCCAAGGCACGUUAAAAUUCCAGCAUUAAAUCAUAUUAAUUGGGAAAUUUUAUCAAGCUUGGAUAUGAACAAAAUGUAUUCGGACAUUUUAAAAUUGAUAGAGUCUAAGCCAAAAAGAUCUGAUAAAUCUGAUAAAGAGUUAAGACGAGUAUUAAUAUUAGAAGGUUUCUUAUUAUUUGGGUUUAAACCGAUUUCAAAUUUAUGCGAACUUAAAUAUUUCCUUACAUUGACCAAAGAAGAAUGUUGGAAACGUAGGAGCAUAAGAACGUAUUCUCCUGCUGAUGUUCCAGGAUAUUUUGAUGCAUUUGUUUGGCCAGAAUAUUUAAAAUAUCUAUCAGUAAUUAAACAAAAUGAUCAGGCAUCUACAGAACUAAUAUUCCUUGACGGAACAAUGGAAUCACAUGAAAUGGUUCAAAUGGUUUUAACAAAAAUUCAAGAUCUGUUAUCUUAAAAUAUUAAUAUACUAUUGUUAUUAUUCUAAACAAAUGCUUGUAAAUAGAGAUUAUUUUUUGCAUUAUCAGCUACAACUGUUGUAUUUUAUUAUAAGGAUGGACCAAAAAAAAAAGAGAAACGAAGAACAAAUUUAUUUCUACUUACAGUUCAAAAUAGAUUAACACAAGAAUCAAUUAAAAAUCUUAAGUUUACAUUUCUAUUAUUAAGCACAAAAUUAUUUGCAUAAUAGUUUACUGUUAUCAUGUUAUUAAAGAUAUUACAUGCUUUGGUAAUUUUAUAUUUGAAACAUCUAAUAUAAAAAGACUCACUUUCAUUUUUCACUGUAAAAAAAAUAUAUUACUUACCUGAAACUUUGAAUUUGUCUAAUAUAUAAAUGUAAUAAAAGAAAUAUAAAUAAAUUUGUAAAUCGCUCAAAAAGAAAUAAUAACUAAGAUCAUACUACUAAGUACUAAUUUUGUAACACAUACUUAUACAUUUAGAAAGCUGUACUAUUUCAAUAAUUUAUUAAGUUUACUUUUAGUGUUAAAAAUGCUCAUGUAUGAAACAGCGUGUAUCCUUAUUUUUCAAAACAAUACGACCUCUCGUGGAUAACUACCACAAUAUUUUAAUCAUCUACGUAAUUUUAUUCAUAAAGCCUGCUUCAGAUGUUAAUUAUCUCGUGAUGUAUUUUAUAUGCAAAUUGAAACAAACUCAAUAAUAAUUAUGAGAUAAAGCAUAUUGGUAACUUUAUACAGAUACGUACUACACUUCUUUUUUUAUUAUCUUGCGUUUGUGUUUUUACUAUAUGUUGUUUUUAAAUUGUGAUUUUACAAAUAUGAGCGUCAAUACAACUGUUAAGAAAAAUUCUAGAAUCAAUAAACUGCGAUUAGUUUCAGCCUUAAUUUCUUAUUGUUUAGAAUUUUACUAGUUGUUAAUCGUAGUCUUGUAAUCUUUGUACAAAAUAGAUUAUUUUAGCCAAA